AUGUUGUUCACUUCAAUCAGAAAGAAGAAGUCACUCAUGAUGUCAUGGAAGAAACUCAAUGAAAUUAUGUCUGCACGUAGAAAAAGAACAACUGAUCGUAACCAACCCGUCGCCAAUCUUCAAAAACGUUUGGAAGUUUCCGAUGAGAAGAAUCUUGGUUUCGGAAUUUAUGUCGAGAUCAGUUUCUGCAUCAUCUCGGAUCUCUUCGUUCUUAACGCCAACAUCAGUGAUUUUAUGGAGUACGAGAUGUUCAUGAACACGUUGGCCACAGUCAACAAGCUCCUGGUUCUCCUUAUUGGAACCGUCUGUCACUUAAGCCGAAGAAGAUGA
Messenger RNA from Caenorhabditis remanei, 330 nucleotides. RefSeq lists its product as uncharacterized. The record is from RefSeq and is a predicted model, not a curated record. Bases 1 to 330 code for a protein of 109 amino acids. The transcript has a single exon. Lineage: Eukaryota; Metazoa; Nematoda; Chromadorea; Rhabditida; Rhabditidae. Gene Ontology annotation, cellular component: eukaryotic translation initiation factor 3 complex. Gene Ontology annotation, molecular function: translation initiation factor activity; translation initiation factor binding. Gene Ontology annotation, biological process: translational initiation.